Morchella sextelata is the source of this 1206-nucleotide messenger RNA. RefSeq lists its product as uncharacterized. The record is from RefSeq and is a predicted model, not a curated record. The transcript has a single exon. Lineage: Eukaryota; Fungi; Ascomycota; Pezizomycetes; Pezizales; Morchellaceae. The coding region runs from base 1 to 1206 and encodes 401 amino acids.
AUGUUUCUCCCCACGCACCACAUGUUCCCCGUGCUCCUCACGGCCCUCCUCUCACUCACCUACGCCGGCGCACAAAUCCCACCAUCUUGGUCUACAAACUUUACGCCUGCCACGCUCAAGCUCGAAGCCACCUACUCAACCAACAUCCGCCUGACCUCUGGUAGCGCCGGCGGUAACCUCUUCACCAGCGAGGCCUCCACCCCGCCCACAUUCCGCCUCAGUGACGAGUCUGAUCUCUCCCCGGGCGCGCGAUACACCAUCCUCCUCCUUGACCCGGACACGCCGGCGCUCGGUGGGAAUGGCGACGAGUCAUAUCUCCACUUCCUGGGGACAGGUUAUGCCCUCCGCGACGGGGCAGCGGAUGCGGAUGCGAGGCAACUGAUCUCCGAGAGUAAGCCGAAGGUAGAGUACCAGGGCCCCAAAGACGCGGAUGAUGACCAUCGCUAUGUGGUGCUGCUGUAUGUGCAGAAGGAUGGGGCCGAGCCCGCGGUGGCGGAGACAAAGAGGGAGGAAUUUAGUGUUGAGAAGUUUAUGAAGGAUAGUGGUAUUGGGCAGCCGGUGGCGGGGCUGUAUUUUCAGACGGCGAAGAAUGGUACUGGGAAGAGGAGGAGGAGAGAUGAGGUUGAUGAUAGGAUGGCGGGGAUUGAGAGGGUACCAUUGGGAGUGUUAAGGAAGAGGGGCAAUCUGAGGGAUUUGGAUAGGGAGGUGAGGGGCAAUAUCGGGCGGUUGUGGCCAACAGGACUAUAUAGGAGGAAUGUGGUCAAGGGGCGUGACGAGGCGUGGAAGAAGAAGGUUGCGGGCUUGGGACCGCGGAAUGAGAAGAGGGAUCUAUUAGAGGAGCUCGACGAACACUGGAAGGAGAAAGUUGAAAUCCUGGAACCACAGAAACCAAAGCGACAGCUCAUCGAAGAGCAACAGAGUGAUGAGUGGAAACCGACUGUUGCGAGCCCGCAGUACUCAAAAAGACAACCGAUAGAUGAGCUCGAUAAUGCCUGGAAGGAGAGGGUUGCUGGUCUGGGACCACGGAACCCCAAGAGGCAGGCGAUAGAAGAGCAGCAGGGCGAUGAGUGGAAGCCGAGUGUCGCGGGACCACAGUACCCGAAAAGAGAAUCGAUAAACAAGCGUGAUGAAGCGUGGAAGCAAAAGGUUGCUGGGCUAGGCCCACGCAGGAAGACUCGUAGAAAGAGGAGAGGUCCGUUGGUGUAA